CGCAAAGAAACACUAGCAAGAGGCCUGUGAUUAAUGCUUAACCAAUAGGAGGCGGCGAGGCCUCUGCAGCCCUUUGGCUCGGCGUUGCGGCCAGCUGAUGACGUGUAAAGGGCGGGGGUUUCCAUCAUAUCAGUGCGGGAAGGCUGGCAUUGCCAUGGCUCCGUGUAAGCAGUGAUUGAGCGGCUUGAGACCAUCACACACCAUGGCGGAAGGGAAGCCGGAAGAGCGUGGGGCUACUCCGCCGCUCUUAGUUUUUCUGGAUCCUUCUCCGGUGGACGGAGCCUCCGCGCCGCUGGUACCUGUCCAGCCGGUAGACAGUGGCAGGGCGACCCCCGGAAGCGCCGUUAGGUUUUUCUCUGGUAGGGUUAGGGAGGAUGAGGAGGCCGGGGAAGAGGAGCCGUUGCUAAAGAGGAACGCUGCGCUGUCACCCAAAGCGGCCAGGAAAGGGAGAACGCGGCUCAGCUCGUCCUCGGACCGGGACAGUCUCCUCAACAGCGCCGGCCACAGCGGAACUGGGGAGUUGAAUGUAAUUUUGGAUGAUGUGGAAUUUGCAGACAUAAUCCACAGAGCGGAGCAGGCCGCUGAAAGUGGGGUCCUUCCAGAGAGAAUUUCCCAGGGGUCCAGCGGAAGCUAUUUCGUUAAGGAUCCAAAGGAGAAAAUCAUUGGAGUCUUUAAACCAAAAUCAGAAGAGCCUUACGGCCACCUUAAUCCAAAAUGGACCAAAUAUUUUCACAAGAUCUGCUGCCCUUGCUGCUUUGGCCGUGGCUGUCUCGUUCCCAACCAAGGAUAUCUUUCUGAGGCCGGUGCCUAUCUGGUAGAUGAAAAAUUGGGAUUAGGAGUUGUACCAAAAACUAAGGUAGUGUGGCUUGUCAGUGAAACAUUUAACUACAAUGCGAUAGACCGGGCAAAAUCUAGAGGCAAAAAAUAUGCUUUAGAAAAGGUGCCAAAAGUGGGAAGAAAAUUUCAUCGCAUAGGAUUGCCUCCCAAGGUUGGGUCUUUUCAGCUCUUUGUUGAUGGUUACAAAGAAGCCGACUAUUGGCUUAGAAUAUUUGAAACGGAUCCGUUGCCCGAAAACACCCGCAAACAGCUCCAGUCCCAGUUUGAGAGAUUAGUUAUACUGGACUAUGUAAUCAGGAAUACUGAUCGCGGUAAUGACAACUGGCUAAUUAAAUAUGAAAGCCAGGAUGACGAUGCUGAUAUUUCAGAGAAGGGAAGCGAUUUGCCAGUGUCAAAGGAUUGGGCAACUAAAGAACCGCUCAUCAAAAUUGCUGCGAUCGAUAAUGGCUUAGCAUUUCCAUUCAAACAUCCUGAUGAAUGGAGAGCAUAUCCUUUUCAUUGGGCUUGGCUUCCUCAAGCUAAAGUUCCAUUCAGCCAAGAAACUAGAGAUUUGGUUCUUCCUCGCAUCUCGGAUAUGAAUUUUGUACAGGACCUUUGUGAAGAUCUGUAUGAGUUGUUUAAGGCUGAUAAAGGAUUUGACAAGGCAACGUUUGAGAAACAAAUGUCUGUGAUGAGAGGGCAGAUUUUAAAUCUGACGCAGGCGUUAAAAGACGGCAAGACCCCGAUUCAGCUUGUGCAGAUGCCACGAGUAGUCGUGGAACGAAGCCGCAGCGGAAGUCAAGGAAGGAUCGUUCAUCUGAGUAAUGCUUUUACCCAAACCUUUCACUGCAGAAAGCCGUUCUUCUCCUCGUGGUGAAGAGACCGGAGGCUGCACGGCCGUGAAUUUAUAAAGCUGCUCUUUUGCACAAAGUACUGCAAUAGCUGAAACCUGCUGUCUGAUAUUACCAGCUGCCAAAAACCUCUGGAUGUUUGGGAAUAUUUUUGAAUGUAAUUCUUGUUCAGUUACAUCGGCCGUCGUACAAUCGUUUUGUCGGGGAACGAGGCAGGGGCUGCGUUGGCUCGUACUGUAUUUUUCUAAUCUGUCGGAUUUAUAAUUUUUCAACGUUCGGAGGGACAUGCUGUAAAAUGUUUACAUAUGCUGGAACUUCUAAUCCGUGAAAACAAACUGCAGAUUUAAUUUCUUUUUAUAAUGUGAAAAUAUUUUGUAGAAAAAAAAAAAAUUAUAUAUGGAUAAUGCCACAUUAAAUGAAGGAAGUUUGAUUCACAUCUGGAGAUGCACUUUUUUUGCCUUUGUUUUCCCAAAAGUGCCCUAUCACUUUGUUAUUGAGGGAUAUUUUCACUUGUCACACCGUAUAGGGACCAAAAUGUAUAAUUUCACUUUCCAUCAAGUUUAAAUCCAUUGUGUCUUAUUCAUUAAACAAGUGUGUAAAUCCCCCCCCCCCAGUGGUCUUUUUAAGGCUUGUACUGAAUAUACAUUGUCAUCGGAUUUAAGAUCUAACCCUUGCGGGUCGUUGUCAGGCUGUGUUUUGACUUGGUUAAGUCCGGUAAGCGGCUUGCCCAGUUAUUACACAGUAUUGGAAGAUACAAGGGUUCGUAUUACUCCCCUAACUUGGGAAGGGCUAUGGGGGCCCACCAAAGCAUACGGCCCACCUCGGCUUCUGUGAUUUUAAUAUAUCGACCUUGCUGUUUACUGUAACAUCUUCAACUUGCACAUACUUUAGACUCAGGGUUUAUAAGUAAAACGUGAAUCACAAACCACUUAUCCACUAGGGUAUCUCGCGGGUGAGUGGGCUUUCAGAGUGCACAAUAUUCCAAUAACACGGCCUUAUCUCGAGACCACGUGUGCUGCGCUUCACAGAACAGUCCACGAGCCUCGAUCGUUCAUGUCUGCCAUAAAGGUAGCAGGAUACCUUCUCUUCCUAAAACUGUAGAUGUAAUCUCGCCAAGUACCCUUUGUUUUUUAUUCUUUCAUGUGGAAUAUGUGAAUGGGAAGAAAACAUUUAGAUUUCUGUACAAUUAAAACACUGUCUAAAGAAGAUUUGGGGAAAUCUACUUUCCAAAUGGCUGUAGAGUGUUGGGUUCUGUAUUUAAUUACAAAUGUUGAAUGCCUUCGUACAUCUUCUAUAUAUAUGUAUAUAAUGGUUUUGAAUGUAGUUAUGGAAAAAUAAAGGUUUUCUUCAAA
This is a messenger RNA of Spea bombifrons (plains spadefoot toad), 3019 nucleotides long. It is a transcript of the gene PI4K2B, whose product is annotated as phosphatidylinositol 4-kinase type 2 beta. Gene Ontology annotation, biological process: endosome organization; phosphatidylinositol phosphate biosynthetic process; Golgi organization. Lineage: Eukaryota; Metazoa; Chordata; Amphibia; Anura; Pelobatidae. The transcript is spliced from 10 exons. Gene Ontology annotation, cellular component: lysosomal membrane; trans-Golgi network; plasma membrane. The record is from RefSeq and is a predicted model, not a curated record. Gene Ontology annotation, molecular function: 1-phosphatidylinositol 4-kinase activity. The coding region runs from base 203 to 1693 and encodes 496 amino acids.